GCUCUGAAACAUACAAGCAUAGAAACAAAAAAAAAUACCGUUUUUCCAGUAUAUUUAUCCAAUAUUUAUCUCUUAUUUACUAUUCAUAUUUAACAGUAAUCAAUGUUGGAAUGUGCUAAUUAAAAAACUCAUUUUUUUAUCCACAAAAAUUGGAUGGUUUAUCUUUUCUUUCAAAAAGUGAGGUUAUAUGUUACAACGUUUGUCAUUUUUCAACUUUUGUCAAAAGCGUCAAUAGAUUUUUACAUAAACAAUUUCGUUAUUAAGAAAAAAACAAAUACUCUAAUCAUGAAGAAGACAAUAACAUUUGGUAAAAUUUCCACGAAUUUAAUAAAACAUUCCACGCCAAAGGAAUCUGAGGCCACAAGUUCAGGUUUUGGUACAUUUGGCAAAAUUCCUCAGGAACAAAAUAUUGUCACAAUGAAUGAGAUUUCACCCGAGGAAGAGGAAGAGACGGAAAAAAUGAAAAGAAUCAUGGGCAUGUCUUCUUUUGGAAGAAAAGCAAAAUCGUUCAAUGUUCAGGAAAUGAUGGAGAACAUUGUCAAAACCAUGAAUGCCAAAAAAUUAGAAAAAAAGACUCAAGCAGAGGAAGAAAAGGAGAAAAAAUCUGAGGGAGAAGAAGAUGAUGAUUUUAUCGGUCCACCUAUUCCAUCGUCAAUUAUCGAGGAGAAGAAAAACAAAACGGAAUUGAAGGAGAAGACGAAGAAGAAAUCAAAUGACAGUGAUGAUGAUGAUGAUGAUGAUGAUGAUGAUGAUGAUGAUGAUGAUGAUGACGACGAGGACAGUGAUUCCGAGGAAGAAGAGAAAAGUUUAAUAAGCAAAAUACCCUGUAGUCAUGAAGUGACAAUGAAUCAUGGAGUUAAGGCAAUAACAGCAAUUGCUGCCGAUCCAUCAGGAGCACGACUCGCAUCCGGAUCAAUGGACUACGACGUUUGUUUCUGGGAUUUUGGCGGUAUGGAUUCGUCCCUACGAAGUUUUAGAACUCUUCAACCUUGCGAGAAUCAUCCCAUCAAGUGUCUUCAAUAUUCCAUGACGGGAGAUGUAAUUCUUGUAAUUUCAGGAGCAGCCCAAGCAAAAGUAUUAGAUCGAGACGGUUUUGAAAAAUGUGAAACAGUAAAGGGCGAUCAAUACAUCACCGAUAUGGCACGAACAAAAGGUCACGUUGCCGCUUUAAAUUGCGGAUGUUGGCAUCCUUUUAUUAAAGAAGAAUAUCUUACUUGCUCUCAGGAUGGUACCUGCAGAAUUUGGGUUCUUAACAAACCCAGAGAACACAAAAACGUCAUAAAAUGCAGAGCACAAAAUGGAGUGAAAACAAUACCGACAACAUGUGCCUAUAAUCGUGAGGGAAAUGUCGUCUCUUGUGGCUGUUACGAUGGUUCAAUUCAAAUGUGGGAUCAUAGAAAAAAUUUCGUAAAUCCAUCACUGAUUAAUCGCAACGCACAUCAAUCGGGCUCGGAAAUAUCUAGUUUGAGUUUCUCCUAUCUUGGUCAUUUAUUGGCAUCGAGAAGCUGUGAUGAUUCAAUAAAAUUAUGGGAUCUACGUUCAUUUAAAACACCAUUAUCCGAGGCAAAAAACAUUUUCUCACGCUAUGACACCACCGAUUGUUUGUUCAGUCCCGACGAUUCAAUGCUCAUCACCGGCGAAUCAUUAACAAGAAAUGCAAAAUUCGGUCGUGUUCUAUUUUUCGAUACAAAAACAUUUGAACUCAUCAACGAAAUUGACGUGACCGAUUCGCAUGUCAUUAAAACUCUUUGGCAUCCAAAAUUAAAUCAAAUUUUCGUUGGUUGUGGUAAUGGAAUUGUCAAAGCCUACUAUGAUUCGAAUAAGAGUAUGCGUGGUGCAAAAUUGUGUGUGAUGAAGACGAAACAUAAGCAGAAGCAUAUUGAAAUGGUGUCGACGCAGCAAAUAAUUACGCCACACGCACUGCCAUUAUUUAGACAAGAUCGACCGAAAUCGGUGAGAAAACAGAUGGAGAAGGAUCGAUUGGAUCCAGUUAAAUCGAGACGUCCUGAUUUGCCAAUUACUUCGGGACAAGGUGGUCGUGUUGCAUCCUCUGGUGGAACAUUGAGUUCCUUUGUUAUUCGUAAUCUUGGUCUCAGUAAGAAAAUCGAGGACGAUCAGGAUCCAAGGGAGGCGAUUCUCAAGUUCGCAAAGGAGGCCGAGGAGAAUCCUUAUUGGAUCGCGCCUGCCUAUAAGAAGACACAGCCGAAGACCAUUUUUCUCGAUGACGAAUCCGGCGAACCUUCGAAUAAACGACAAAAACAGUGAAUUUCUCAGCGGUGAAGAAUUUUGUAAAUAAAGAUGUUUUAAUUUUCAAGGAAA
Leptopilina heterotoma is the source of this 2319-nucleotide messenger RNA. RefSeq names its product gastrulation defective protein 1 homolog. Gene Ontology annotation, cellular component: site of double-strand break; nucleus. Gene Ontology annotation, molecular function: protein binding. The transcript is spliced from 3 exons. Gene Ontology annotation, biological process: regulation of DNA double-strand break processing. The coding region runs from base 154 to 2265 and encodes 703 amino acids. Lineage: Eukaryota; Metazoa; Arthropoda; Insecta; Hymenoptera; Figitidae. The record is from RefSeq and is a predicted model, not a curated record.